This is a messenger RNA of Gadus chalcogrammus (walleye pollock), 3163 nucleotides long. RefSeq lists its product as uncharacterized. The transcript is spliced from 10 exons. The record is from RefSeq and is a predicted model, not a curated record. Gene Ontology annotation, biological process: immune response. The coding region runs from base 32 to 2101 and encodes 689 amino acids. Gene Ontology annotation, cellular component: external side of plasma membrane. NCBI's taxonomy places the organism in Eukaryota, Metazoa, Chordata, Actinopteri, Gadiformes, Gadidae.
UAUUAACCUGUCUGUCUGUCUGUCUACAGUGAUGUACCGUAUUAACCCGUCUGUCUGUCUGUCUACAGUGAUUCACUCGCUGCAGUAUUUCCUCACGUCGUCGUCUGGACUCUCAACCUUCCCAGAGUUUGUUGCUGUUGCCAUGGUGGAUGAAGUUCAGAUUGGGCACUACGACAGUAACACCCAGGGAAUAGUGCUGAAACAGGCCUGGAUGGAACAGUUAUUCAGAGAUCAUCCAGGUGAACUGGAGACGAUGACUGGAAUGGCUCUGGGUGCCAAGCAGAGACUCAAGGCCAAGAUUUUGGAUCUGAAGAAGUGCUUUAACCAGACAGGAGGUGCCCACAUUGUUCAGAGGGUGUUUGGUUGUGAGUGGGAUGAUGAGGAUGAUUCUACUGAUUGUUAUAACCAGUAUGGUUAUGAUGGAGAGGACUUCAUAGCGUUGGACCUGAAGACCCUGACCUGGGUCGCUGCAGUACCUCAGGCUGUCAGCAUCAAACAGAGAUGGGAUCAAGAAAGAGCUGGAUUACAAUUCGAUAAGUACUUUCUCACCAAGGAGUGUGUUGAUUGGCUGAAGAUACUCCUGGCCUAUGGGAAAAGCACUCUGCAGAGAACAGAGCGUCCGCGGGUGUCUCUGCUCCAGAGGAGCCCCUCCUCCCCAGUGGUGUGCCAUGCUACAGGCUUCUACCCUGACAGGGUGGUGGUGUUCUGGAGGAGAGAUGGCCAGGAGCUCCAUGAGCAGGUGGACCCCGGGGAGGUCCUCCCCAACCACGACGGGACCUUCCAGGUCAGCGUGGACCUCAACCUCACGGCCGUCCCCCAGGAGGACUGGGGGAGGUACGAGUGUGUGGUCCAGCUGAGAGGCAUCGAGGACAUCUCCACCCCCCUGGACCCCGCCCUCAUCAGGACCAACUGGGGUUUCCUGGUCAGUGCGUCUGAUGCUCGAGUCGGAGUCACGUCUCUGUGGAUAAUCUCAUCGAGCUGUUCUUCUGAAUACAUCGAUAUGAAGGCGCUAACGGGGAUGCUGCUGUUGGUCUUUGGUCACGGUGUGUCCUCAGUGCUUCACUCUAUGCAGUAUUUCCUCACGGGGUCGUCUGGACUCACAACCUUCCCAGAGUUUGUUGCUGUUGGGAUGGUGGAUGGAGUUCAGUUUGACUACUAUGACAGCAACACCCAGAGAGUAGUCCUCAAACAGGACUGGAUGGAGCGGCACACCAGAAAGGACCCCGACUACCUGGAGAGGAACACUGGAAUCUAUCUGGGUGACCAGCAGGUCUUCAAAGCCAGCAUUGGGAUUCUGAAAGAGAACUUUAACCAGACAGGAGGUAUCCACAUAUAUCAGAGGAUGUAUGGUUGUGAGUGGGAUGAUGAGGAUGAUUCUACUGAUGGUUAUGACCAGUAUGGUUAUGAUGGAGAGGACUUCGUAUCGUGGGACAUGAAGACCCUGACCUGGGUCGCUGCAGUACCUCAGGCUGUCAGCACCAAACAGAGAUGGAAUGAGAAUAAAGCUAGAUUACAAUACCUGAAGUACUACAUCACCAAGGAGUGUGUUGAUUGGCUGAAGGCGCUCCUGUCCUAUGGGAAGAGCACUCUGCAGAGAACAGAUCGUCCGCGGGUGUCUCUGCUCCAGAGGAGCCCCUCCUCCCCAGUGGUGUGCCAUGCUACAGGCUUCUACCCUGACAGGGUGGUGGUGUUCUGGAGGAGAGACGGCCAGGAGCUCCAUGAGCAGGUGGACCCCGGGGAGGUCCUCCCCAACCACGACGGGACCUUCCAGGUCAGCGUGGACCUCAACCUCACGGCCGUCCCACAGGAGGACUGGGGGAGGUACGAGUGUGUGGUCAAGCUGAAAGGCAUCGAGGACAUCUCCACCCCCCUGGACCUCGCCCUCAUCAGGACCAACUGGGUGUACAAGAGUGGCCUCACCAUCCCCAUCAUCAUUGGGUUCGUUGUUCUCCUCCUCGCUGCUGUUCUCCUCCUCGCUGCUGCUGCUGCUGUUGGAGUCUUUGUGUACCAGAAGAGGAACGGUUCUGACACCAGCUCUGAGAACACUGAGGGGCAGAAUCCGGCUCCUGAGGCCCAACCUCUGACCACAGUUUGUAGUUAAAUCAUGAAGAGGCUUCUCACGUUCAGCUUCCUAAACCAGGAUGCAGUGGAUCGCAGUUCAUUUAUAAUCCUUACAAACAGGCUUGGGACUUCAGCUAACUAAAGAUGCUAUAUCUGCUUAAUAACAAUAACAUUCAUACUUAACUUUAUCUUGAUAACAACCAUUUAUCCGUAAAAAUUGUAAAUCAAUUAGAUCGCUGUAUUUGUGAUAGAUUUGAUUAACUCACUGGCUUAAACCUGUAAUCUUUCACUGAUGCUUGGAAACCAUGGCAACACGACCUCGCAACAUAAGCUAGCACAAUCGAGCUAGGCUGCUCUAGCAUGAAGGUUUUUUUGUAUUUUUACAAAAAAAUCGGAAUUGGAUUAAAUAUUAAUGUUUUUUUUAAUCAUCCAAAUGUAAAAAUCGCUGUACUCUCGUUUGGGGUUAUUUGGACAAUAUAAUCCCCCAAAAAAUCUGAAAAUAUUCUCAAUAUACUGUUUAUAGGUUAGGUCCUUUCAUUUAGUGAAGUUAUUGGGCUUUUUGUGACCAGAGUUCAUAUCUUUGAUGAUCUUCCUCCACUAGCGUCCUGAUAUCAGAUGUCUUAUGCUGAAAGACAAAACACACACACACGCACACACACACGCACACACGCACGCACACACACACAUAAAACACACAUUCAUAAACACACAUAUCAACACACAUUUAGCUGAACUGUAUACAUCUAAACAUAUAUAUGUAUGAAGAUUAGAUAUGGCUAAAAAAUAUGCUGAACAUUAUAUAUAAUUGAACGUUAUAUCUUUCUGAACGUUAAGUAUAAAUGAACAUUAUGUAUAGCUGAACAUUGUUGAAAAUGAUGUAAUGCUGAAUAUAUAUUAAAGCCAGCUGAACAUAAUAUUGUAAGAACAAUUCAUUAAGGGUUACAUGAAACUUGGUCGCUGUAACAGUGUGUGAGCAUCAGUGCGUCUGAUGCUGGAGUCAGAGUCACGUCUCUGUGGAUAAUCUCAUCGAGCUGUUCUUCUGAAUACAUCGAUAUGAAGGCGCUAACGGGGCUGCUGCUGUUGGUCUUUAGUCACGGUGUGU